AUGGCAUCCUCAACCAGUUCCGGGUGGACACAGCUCCGGCAACAAGCACGGUCGCUUGAAACUCAGACCGAGAACCUUUUCCACACCUAUUCACAAUUUGCCUCGAUUACCAAACCACCACAAUCACCCACCGAGGAAGAGCUGCGGCUUGAAUCGCAAUUGAAAGACCUCCUCGAAAGACGCGAAUCUGUCAUCGCCCAACUAUCCCGUCUCCUUGACUCCGAAGCCACCCUCACCUCCUCCGCGUUUAAACAUAACAAUGUCUCUCGCCACCGCGAAAUACUGCAAGACCACCGCCGCGAGCUCCAACGUCUGAACGCAUCUAUUGCUGAAUCGCGCGACCGCGCAAACCUACUCUCCAAUGUCCGGUCUGACAUCGACUCCUAUCGCGCAUCCAACCCUGCCGCUGCCGAAGCCGAGUACAUGCUCGAAGAGCGGGGCCGAGUCGAGAACAGCCACAGUAUGAUGGACAACGUGCUGGGCCAGGCAUAUGCCAUCAAUCAGAAUUUCGUUGUCCAGAGCGAAACACUUGCCAACAUCAAUCGGCGCAUUGUCGGCGCUGCUGGCAGUGUCCCCGGCAUGAACUAUCUCAUGAGCAAGAUUGGAAACAAGAAGAGGCGGGAUGCUAUUAUCCUCGGGUGCUUUAUUGGGUUCUGCUUUUUGAUGCUGCUAUUCUUCCGGUAA
Messenger RNA from Penicillium robsamsonii, 684 nucleotides. RefSeq names its product putative vesicle transport v-SNARE protein Gos1. The coding region runs from base 1 to 684 and encodes 227 amino acids. Gene Ontology annotation, molecular function: SNAP receptor activity. Gene Ontology annotation, cellular component: Golgi medial cisterna; SNARE complex; cis-Golgi network. The transcript has 3 exons. Lineage: Eukaryota; Fungi; Ascomycota; Eurotiomycetes; Eurotiales; Aspergillaceae. The record is from RefSeq and is a predicted model, not a curated record. Gene Ontology annotation, biological process: endoplasmic reticulum to Golgi vesicle-mediated transport; vesicle fusion.